AUGAAGACACUGAACCACACCAUUGCCGCUGCGGAGCAGAUACCGGUGGCAGUAGUAUCGGAAGAGGAGCACCUGGCGAGUGGCGGUCUGUUCGAGGAGCCUGAGGAGUACUUCAAGCCGGAGUCAGAGCCGACCUUCCGCUCGUACCACCGCAAGGGUUGCGGAGAUGAAGUGAAGCUCAAGCUGGUGGGCAGCCACCCGCUCUGGGCUCACAUGUUGUGGAACGCGGGGCUCGUCCUGGCCGACUACCUCGACGCCAAUCCGUCGCUCCUCCAGGACAAGACGGUGCUUGAACUUGGUGCAGGCGGAGCGCUGCCUUCCAUCAUCGCCGUCAAGUGCGGCGCGAACAAGGUGGUGGUGACCGACUAUCCGGAAGACGAGCUCAUCGUCAACAUCAACGAAAACAUCGAGAACAAUACGACCGCGAAUGAGCGCGAAAAUGUGGUCAACGUCCAGGGCCACCUGUGGGGUUCGUCCAUGGAGCCCCUGCUGGCGGCCCUGUCUGAGAGCGGUGAGACCAAGUUCGACGUCAUCAUCAUGGCCGACCUCAUCGCCAACCACAGCCAGCAGAACAAACUCCUCCAGGCCGCGCGAGAGGCUCUCAGCGAUGAGGGCGUCGUGUUGGUGUCGUUCUCGUCGCAUCGACCGACGGUGGCCCACCUCGAUGAGCGAUUCUUCGAGAUGGCACGCGAAGAGGAGCACGGGGCGUUUGAGGUUGAGCACCUCUUCACCGAGCGGCUGCUCAAGCCCAUGUUCAAGGUCGACUGGGGUUCUGACACCGUCCACGUUCGCACACUCAAGCGAAAGGAAUAG
Molecule: messenger RNA, 813 nt
Organism: Acanthamoeba castellanii str. Neff
Lineage: Eukaryota; Discosea; Longamoebia; Acanthamoebidae
Product: nicotinamide nmethyltransferase
Exons: 5
Coding region: 1-813 (270 amino acids)
Biological process (GO): peptidyl-lysine dimethylation
Molecular function (GO): protein-lysine N-methyltransferase activity
Source: RefSeq, a predicted model, not a curated record